AUGUCUCCGCCGUCAGUCGGCUCUGACCUCGACAUCGACAUCGACACUGACAGCGUGAUAGUCGGCAAUGGUCCCUCGUCCAUGAUCCUGUCCUACAUCCUGCAUGGCCACAUCCCGUACUAUGACGCGGACACCCCGCAUCCCGACUCUUUACUGCACGCCAAACUAAAAGACUCGCCAUGCCUCCUUCGCCCGGACCUUGAUUCUCUGACAUGCCAUUUCGGUGCAUCUUCGUUGUCGUAUUCCACGCAAGCAUUACCCAUCAACGUCCUGCUCGACACGCUCCUCCGCCCUCAGGGCGAAGUCGACGACCUCGGCGAGGUCACAAACGUGCAAUGGCACCUCAAACCGCACCGCGCAGUCCCGCACGUAGUCGUCGGCAACGCGCCCCAACCAGGUGGUCUCUGGGCCAUGGAGGAUCCGAUUCACAUUAGCUGGGACAUUGGGACAUUGAGUUAUGCCGGCAUGCUAUCUUUGCCGGGGUACACAUUCGCCGACCAUUAUCGCAAGACUACCGGCAAAGAAUUGGCGGCUUUUACGCGACCGAGUCGUCGAGAAUUGGCAGGGUAUCUGCGCGUGUAUCCUGCGGAAGCAGGAAUCGCAGAUUCUUUUCGCGAUAAUACUAUGGUCGACGGGAUACAUCGCAUACCCGGGGGAUUCUAUAUCCCCUCCCAUCGCAUUCGGUGUAAACAUCUCGUUUUGGCUAGUGGGAUUUUUUCGCAUCUCAUUCAACCGCCACCUGUCCUAGCGCCGUUGCUUAAAUUUCCCAAGAGCGAUCCAUCCCAUCGAUACCCGCUGUUGGUGGUAGGAUCGGGAUUCACAGCCGCAGAUGCGAUUAUAUCAGCUCCACCUGGUCAGCCGAUUCUGCAUACAUUCCUCUGGAAUCCGAAUGGCAGGCCAUCGCCGCUAAAAAGCUGCCAUCAACAGGCAUACCCGGAAUACGCGGGAAUUUAUCGGCUUAUGAAACGAGCUGCCCUGUCGUCAUCACACGCUGGAAAGAAGCAGAAAGCUCGUCGAUUAGCGUCGACGUCGUUUUUGGAAAGCCGGAAUUGGGAUGAUAUAUACGAGGGAGUGCCAAAUUGUACGAUUGAGGAUGUACAAGUCAAAGAGAACCAUGCGAUUGUGACACUUGCCCUUGAAGAUGGCACGAAACUCUCCCGUCUCGUGUGCGGAUUGGUUUAUGGCGUCGGCCGACUAGGCACUCUCGACUAUCUAGACUCUUCCCUGCGCGCAGAUGUCCUGAAAGAUGCAAAUGUUUCAGACAACGGUAUGUUGUCUGCAAAAACUCUACGGAACAAAGUCAUGGAAGACCUCGAAGUUGCACCGGACGUAUUCGUCAUUGGCAGUUUGACUGGCGAUUCUCUGAUUCGAUUCGCCUAUGGCGGAUGUGUAUAUGCCGCAUAUUCGUUGAUAUCAGCAUCCGGCGAAUGCAGUGGAAUGUGUACUCCCAAACAACCCGCUGGAACACCCACAGGAGGACGCCAUGCGCUCAUGAACGGGGUUGAUGGACAUGCGGUACGGCCAGAGUCAAGAACGAAAGUCAGUUUUCAAAACGAUUGCCAGGAACUGUCAUCCAGCCAGCCACAAAAAAAUUCAUGGUGGAAUACUAUUCGCAGUUUAUUGUUUUGA
Talaromyces marneffei is the source of this 1629-nucleotide messenger RNA. RefSeq lists its product as uncharacterized. NCBI's taxonomy places the organism in Eukaryota, Fungi, Ascomycota, Eurotiomycetes, Eurotiales, Trichocomaceae. Bases 1 to 1629 code for a protein of 542 amino acids. The transcript is spliced from 2 exons. The record is from RefSeq and is a predicted model, not a curated record.